This is a messenger RNA of Colossoma macropomum (tambaqui), 5296 nucleotides long. RefSeq names its product phosphatidylinositol glycan anchor biosynthesis, class N (gene pign). Gene Ontology annotation, molecular function: mannose-ethanolamine phosphotransferase activity. Gene Ontology annotation, cellular component: endoplasmic reticulum membrane. The record is from RefSeq and is a predicted model, not a curated record. The coding region runs from base 188 to 2989 and encodes 933 amino acids. Gene Ontology annotation, biological process: GPI anchor biosynthetic process. NCBI's taxonomy places the organism in Eukaryota, Metazoa, Chordata, Actinopteri, Characiformes, Serrasalmidae. The transcript has 29 exons.
GGAAGUGGGGAGCAAACCCUCUCAUUGAAGCAGCUUAGGCUACUUAGCCGGUAAAUAAAGUUACUAAGUCAUUCUCUCGCUUUUUCUCUCAAGUCUUAAAGUAUGUGGCCAUACGCUCGAUAUAUCUGAAGUAUGGCAACAAGUAUGAAACGUUUCCAUGUGGCUUUAAUAGUACCGCUAAGGCAAGAUGAAUAUGAUCACAUUCUUUCUCGUUGGACUUCUGGUCCAUGUGGUCUUCUUCAUCUCUAUCUUUGACAUCUAUUUCACAUCACCUUUGGUCCACGGGAUGACACCCCAGCAUGUCCCUCUGCCCCCUCCAGCCAAGCGCCUGGUGCUCUUUGUGGCAGACGGCCUAAGAGCUGAUAGCCUCUUUAAGCCGGACAUCAAUGGAACCUCCAGGGCACCUUAUAUAAGGAGUAUAAUUAAGGAGAGAGGGACGUGGGGGGUUUCGCACACACGAGUGCCUACGGAGUCUCGUCCAGGACAUGUGGCUCUAAUAGCAGGCUUUUACGAGGAUGUUAGUGCUGUGGCCAAAGGGUGGAAGGAGAAUCCGGUGGAGUUUGACUCUGUGUUUAAUGAAAGCAGGCACACCUGGUGUUGGGGAAGCCCUGAUAUUCUGCCCAUGUUUGCUAAAGGAGCCACUGGAGAUCAUGUGUACACUUACACUUAUCCAGCUGCAAUGGAAGACUUUGCCUCCACUGAUGCCUCCAAACUGGACACCUGGGUCUUUGAUGAAGUGAAGGCCUUCAUGAACUCUUCCAGAGGGAAUCAAACUCUGCUGUCUAAACUACAUGAAGAAAAAAAUGUGUUUUUCCUUCAUCUACUGGGACUAGACACUAACGGACACGCCCACCGACCCAUGUCAAAGGAGUAUUUAGAUAACAUUGGCCUGGUUGAUGAGGGCGUGGCAGAGAUGGUCUCUGUGUUUGAGGAGUUCUAUGGUCAUGAUGGAAAGACUGCAUAUGUUUUCACUGCUGACCAUGGCAUGACAAACUGGGGGUCUCAUGGAGCUAGCCAUCCCUCAGAGACCCUCACUCCUCUGGUGGCAUGGGGGGCCGGACUUCAGACAGCACAGAGAGCUUCCACUGCACAGAACUAUGAUGAUAACUACCUGAAAGAUUGGGGGCUGGAGACAUACAGAAGAGUUGAUGUAAACCAGGCUGACAUAGCACCGCUCAUGUCAUCUCUCAUUGGAGUACCCAUCCCUCUCAACUCUGUGGGCGUCCUGCCAUUACAAUACCUCAAUAACAGCCAGCACUUCAAAGCUGAAAGCAUGUUUGCAAAUGCCAUUCAAAUCCUGGAGCAAUUUAAGGUGAAAAUGACACAGAAAAAGGAGACCACCUUAUCAUUUCUCUUUACUCCAUACCAAGUUCUCACCGAUUCUAAACAGAUGGAGUUUGUGCGUCACACAAGAGAACUGAUCCAGAAAGGGCAGUUUCAGGAUGCUAUUCAUCAUUGUGAGACUCUAAUAGCUCAAGCCAUGGAGGGCUUGUCCUACUACCACACCUAUGACCGCUUUUUCCUGGGUUCCAGUGUGGUCUUAGGUUUCAUCGGGUGGACGUCGUAUGUAGUUCUUGUCAUACUGAAAACUCACGCUAGCCUCCGCAAGCCGCCUACCAGCAGAGAUAUGAUGUCAGGGCGAGGUUUGCAAAGGGGGUUUAUAUGUGUUGGCUUGGUGGUAUCCCUCUUCCUGUUGCUUCAGGCCAGUCCCUUCCUUUACUACAUCUACUGCCUACUACCUGUACUUGUGUGGUAUUCUGUUUUUAAAGAAUUUGGCAUCCUGGUCAGUCUUAUAAGAUCAAUCCCUUCCCUGCCACUAAGCAAGUGCUUUGGAUAUUUUCUGCUAGUUAUGUUUGGGAUAGAACUGCUGGUGGUCAGUUUUUUCUAUCGGGCCAUGCUGACCCUGGGGCUGAUAACUUUGGGACUGUGGCCUUUUGUUUCAGGCCUUUAUAGGAAAGCAAAGUCCAGGUCAGUGAGCUGGGUGUUGAGCUGCCUCUGUCUGGCUGUGUUUCCUUUGUUGCCCGUAGUUGGACGAGAGUCUAACGUCAACUAUGUAUUGUGCGCUGGAGCUCUAACUCUCUUCAUUUCAUUCUGCUACUUCUGUUCAUCAUGUGGACGCGCAGGCCUGCACAUGAGAGAUCGCCGGCUGUUCAUUGGACAGAUGCUCCAAGUGCUGCUGUGUGUCUACGUGCUGGCCAGCACCCACUCCAGCCUGCAGAUGAAGCAAGGCCUGCCGCUGUUCAAUCAGCUCGUCAGCUGGGCCACUCUGGUUUCGUCAUUUUUUGUGCCACUGCUGUCUUCCACACGACUGUUUCACAGGCUGCUGAGUAUCCUCUUGUCACUCAUCUGUGUCUACCUUGUACUCAGUACUGGGUAUGAGGCCCUCUUCCCUCCAGUGCUGUCAUGGCUGAUGUUUGUGUGGAUCAAUAUGGAGCAGGAAGCCGUGGACACACAAAGUGUAUCCAGCAGGGCGGAGCUUUACAGCAUUGAUUUUGCUGAAAAUAUCGACUUAACAAGAAUCAGACAGUUGAGGCUGGAUGAUAUCCGAAGAUCAUACUUCUUUGUGUUCUUCAUCAUAAUUGCUUUCUUUGGCACUGGAAACAUUGCCUCCAUCAACAGCUUUGACCCGGCUUCCGUCUACUGCUUUCUGACGGUCUUUAACCCGUUUAUCAUGGGUGGCCUAUUGAUGUGGAAGGUUCUGAUUCCCUUCAUAAUUGUGAUGUGCGCAUUUGAAAGUGUACAAGUGUCAACAAGGCUUUCCUCGCGAAGCCUUUUCCUCAUCGUGCUGGUCAUCUCUGACUUGAUGGCACUGCACUUCUUUUUCUUGGUAAAAGACUAUGGAAGCUGGCUUGACAUUGGUACUAGCAUUAGUCACUACGUCAUUGUCAUGUCCAUGACCAUCUUCCUGAUGCUCCUGAGUGUCAUGACACACAUCUUGACCUCCAAGCGGAUCCUGAUUGGACAGAAAAUGAAGAUGCACUUUAAGUGAGGGACAGCGGUUGUGCAUGGUUGAAACAGCACAUGAUGGCAGUUACUUAACAUUAUGAAACAGGAACCAAAAAACAGUAACUUGACAGUCCUGUUGGCUGUGCUUGAUUCUUGAUUUGCAUUGUUCUAACAGUUUUCACAUGGAUGAAAAUCUAAACGUGAAAGUAAAUAAACAGUUACAGUGUUAAGGAAAUAAGGUAAAAUCAACAGCUAGGAUAUUCGCAUACAUCAAGAAUAGCACUAUUAUACUGGGUGCAAUAUUACAGACAGUGCUAGGUGUGUGUUUGUAUGCUAUGCAAAUCUACAAUCUGUAGACACACAGAUCUGUAGACACUCACCAAAUAUGGAAGCGUUUAUAUAUUGUAAAUUUGGUACUUAUGUAUGUUAAUGGGCCCAUAUCCUAUAUAUUUUUUGGAUUUUUUUUUUUCUCCUGAGGUCCACUUAAGUACAUUUUUAUUUACCAAAUUCAUUUUUACAAGACUGUUUUCCUCUAUUUUAUCCUUUGGAAUUCAACAGGCAGCAGGCUGUUUUUGUUACUGUGCCUCUGAGACUGAUAUAUUUUAAUGAGCUCUGUUCUGAUUGGCUGUGUUGUAUUAUGCCACAUUCAGAAAGUACUCGGAGCUGAAACGCUCCUUAUAACUUUGGUGUAAAUGGGCCGAGUUAAACUGCUGUGGGCUGAAUUGGUGGAUAUAUGUAGAAGAGUUGAUUCUUGUGACAUUGAAGAGACGAUCGAAAACAGGCUGUUUUUGCUGUUUAGUUCUCAUAUAUCUACUGUGUGGAAUGUAUUGUGAAUGAUACAUUUUGAAACAUUGUUUACAUAUUACUCCAAACUACUGAUUUUUUUCAUGAUAUGGGCCCUUUAACUCUCACAGUAGUGGGAUUAUUUGCAGCAUUGGGAUUAACUUUAAAGGCCCAUGUCUAUUGACAGCACUAUAAGUGAUGCAAUAACAAGUCUGGGUGCAUUGUACAUGUCAUCACUAUGUCAGAGACCAACAGAGAGAGUUAAUUUUUCACUUCUGUUAUAGCUGAGAAGUAUAUUUAAGAGGAAUCCUUUAUAUCAUCUGAACAUUGCUCUAAACCAGCAAACCAGCCUUUUGUGUCAGCUGUACCCCUUCAGCCUAAUUUGUCUUAAGUAACCUUUGUGAUUUUAGCAUUAAACAUUACAUAAAGCAUUUUUAAUUAAAAGGUUUUGUGGCAUAAUUUCCUAAUGUUUUUUUUAAGAAAGCUGGCUUCAUAUUUUAAUUAGAAAACUACAUCGAACAUAUCAUACACUUUAAGGGGGAUUUUACUGAUCUUUAAAGGUGUAAACAGAGUGAUUAACAGUGGUUUGAUGUGAAAUACUCCGUUCUAGAGAAUUUUUUUUUUUUUACAAUGGUGGUGAUGGGAACCAGACGUCUGAAGAGUGUAAAGUCUCCCUCACAGAGACAUGAAAUGGUUAUAAAUGUUUCCUGAUACUUCAGACAUUGUUUUAUGACAGUUUUGAGAAGGUUUUGGUCUAAAGCUUAAACCAAUUCAUGGUGGAGAGAUACAUGCAGGGCGUUGUAAGGCAAAAUAGUUCCCAAAGAAAACAUAUUUCUUCAGGUUUACUGGUAAAUUAACACUAUGACCCUGUUUAAAGUAACGCUUCACUGAACAAUUGAAUUUACAUAUCUCACAUCCAGUGAGUCAGCCAACACAUUUGGUGUCUGAGCUUUGCUUUUUUAUUUAUUUAUUUGUUUUGGGUUUUUUUUGAAGCAGUGGAGCUUCUACGAGGCUAAAAGAACAGAAGAAUCUGUUUCAUCAAAAAAAGAUUUUGCAUGAUUUAAACUUCUAUUACAUUUCGGCAACUUUAGCCUCGUAGCAACAGAGCAAAACUAAGGACGUAAACGUGUCUUGGCUGACUGACCAAGGGGGAUUGGGGUCAGAGAGAAAAGUGAGUCAUUUUCUCAACACACUUCAACCAAUGACUGCAUUUGUAAAUUUGUCUUGUAUGUGAACUUGCAUAGGGUGCACUGGUGUGUGGGUGAUUUUGCAGUGCUGUGGCUUCUGAAGAAAUUUUGGUCAUGUUUACAGUGGGGUCCAAAAGUCUGAGACCACAAGUGAAAAUACUUCUAUUUUGCAUUCCUUUCUAAUCCAGUUCAAUCCAGUGCAGUAUUUUUUUUAUUACAAAUGAUAUUAUCAGCGCAGCAAUUUGAGCAUCUUUGAAAUUUGAACAUGAAUGUAGUCUCCCCCUAUUUGGACCCCACUGUGUCUCAUUCAGAUUGGUCUUUUUUGUAAGUACCUCAUGUAUAUUGUGUGUUUAUCUGUAGACAAAAGGAUUGACGAUCAA